GCGGCUGGCCGCCGAGCCGAGACACGAAUACGAUGAUGCGUGCUUUAUCUUGGUUGUCGAAUCUCGACAUUUCCCUCCCUUUCCCAUCUUCAUUUUCUCCGCCUCUUUCCUUUCAAGGCUACGAUCAAGGUCUAUUUUAUUCCCUCAUUUGUGACCGCCUCAACCUUUUAUACUCGGCAUACGUUGCGCUGUACUGUACAUUGUUCGUCAAAGAGACCGUUUUCGACAAACCUCGCCCCCAACCUUCAACCUUCAACUCUCCAAUCCCCACCAUGGGGCAACACCACCGCGACCUCUGUAAUGCGGUGUCCGCAGAGUGUCCCGUCAGUGCGACUCUAUACGGCUACUACCCGAAUCUGGGCGCAAACGCGUUCUUCGCUGCACUCUUCGGCCUUCUACUUGUUGCGCAACUUAUCAUCGGAACGUGGACGAGAACAUGGACCUUCAUGUUUGCCGUUGGCCUUGGGAUCUUUGGUGAGAUGGUGGGUUAUAUCGGAAGGCUUAUUAUGCAUCAAAAUCCAUGGUCCGAUGCUGGGUUCGAGACACAGAUCUGCUGUCUUGUCCUUGCGCCGAGUUUCCUCGCCGCGGGGAUAUACUUGACUCUGAAGCAUAUGGUGCUGUAUUGUGGGCCGGAAUAUAGCAGGUUGAAGGCGAAGUGGUAUCCUUGGAUCUUCAUUGGGAGCGAUUUGGGCAGUAUAAUUGUGCAAGCGAUCGGAGGGGGCGUAGCGGCGAGUGCGAAGAACAGCACGAAUCCGGCGUUGUUGACGGCCGGUGAUGCGCUGAUAAUCGCUGGGAUUUCGUUACAGAGCGUUACGAUGGGAGUAUGUGGCAUCAUGGUAUUGGACUUCUUUCUGAGGAGGAGGAAGGCGAGAACAGACGACAAGACGGAAGCGGAGGGAACGACGGAUACGAGUCUGGAUGCAACGACACUCACGAACGAUGUGCAUACAAGGAGCCCUUUACGAUUCAAGAUCUUCUGUUGGGCCAUCGGCUUCGCUUUCCUCACCAUCCUUAUACGGUGUCUGUAUCGUAUCCCGGAGAUGGCGGGCGGAUGGGGAAAUCCGAGAAUGAGGAAUGAGCCAGUAUUUCUGGGGCUGGACGGGGCGAUGGUUGCCCUGGCUUCGAUUGCCUUCACAGUUGCGCAUCCAGGGUUUAUGUUUCCACCGAUGAGAAAGGGCAAGAAAGCUAGAUCAUCAUGAUUUCCGUGGAUAGUGCUCAGGCAUGGAGUCCAUCUGGACACUUGGUGGGAUGAAUGGGGAUUAGCGGCAAGGCUCAACUUUGACC
Messenger RNA from Hyaloscypha bicolor E, 1284 nucleotides. RefSeq names its product RTA1-domain-containing protein. The transcript has 2 exons. The coding region runs from base 33 to 1199 and encodes 388 amino acids. Gene Ontology annotation, cellular component: fungal-type vacuole; plasma membrane. The record is from RefSeq and is a predicted model, not a curated record. Lineage: Eukaryota; Fungi; Ascomycota; Leotiomycetes; Helotiales; Hyaloscyphaceae.